Malus domestica (apple) is the source of this 1045-nucleotide messenger RNA. The record is from RefSeq and is a predicted model, not a curated record. NCBI's taxonomy places the organism in Eukaryota, Viridiplantae, Streptophyta, Magnoliopsida, Rosales, Rosaceae.
GACGAGUAUAUACCUUCGUAGAAAAGAAUUCAGAGGUCGCAGAAAGAGCAAUGGAGGAAGAGGAGCAUGAGGUGUACGGAGCAGAGAUCCCAGACGAAGGAGAAUUGGACGGCGACAUGGACGCUCAUCACGCCGACGUUGACAUGUCCACCGCGGACGUCGCCGCCGUAAAGGAGCUGGACGAGAUGAAGAAGCGGUUGAAGGAGAUGGAGGAGGAAGCUGCUGCUCUUCGCGAGAUGCAGGCCAAGGUUGAGAAGGAAAUGGGCGCUGUUCAAGGAAUUUUGGUUUAACUUCUUUUGAGUAACAUGCUCAUUUACCUAUGUGUCGUUAUUGGUUCCACAUAGAUCCUGCAAUUGCCGCUGCUUCUCAAGCAAACAGAGAAGAGGUGGACGCACGUUCGGUUUUUGUUGGCAAUGUUGAUUAUGCAUGCACACCUGAAGAAGUGCAGCAGCAUUUCCAAUCAUGUGGUACAGUCAAUAGAGUGACUAUACUGACAGAUAAGUUUGGCCAACCAAAGGGUUUCGCUUAUGUGGAAUUUGUGGAAACCGAAGCUGUUCAAGAGGCUCUCGGCCUAAACGAGUCUGAGUUGCACGGCCGGCAAUUGAAGGUUUUGCCGAAAAGGACGAAUGUUCCUGGUAUGAAGCAAUACCGGCCAAGACGCUUCAAUCCUUACAUGGGUUACCGCUUCAGGAGGCCAUAUGUACCUCCUUACUUCUCGCCCUAUGGAUAUGGGAAGGUUCCGAGGUUCAGAAGGCCAGCUCGAUACAUGCCGUAUUACUAGAAGAUUGGUUGCAUCGUGGACUAGCGUAUGCAUCUGGCUGAAAGGAUUCGUCAUCUAAUACAAGGCCUGUCGUUUAAUAUUGUAGUUGAGUUUUAGUUUUGACCUGGUAGCUCUAUCGAUGUGCCCUUAUUGCUAAAGUGCACUUUGAACUGUAUGUCUAGAACGCCUAUGUUGCGGUUGAGGGUUAUGCACGUGUGCCAUAUGAAGUAGCUAAUAAAAGUUUCUUAUUGGCCAAUAAUGCAAUGCAUGGUCUAUAAUUUCUUC